GCUCUUUCCUCUAAAAUGAUACAGCCCUAUCACGUCUGCCCUUUCCGAUGGGAGCAGAGAAGGCAGGACGUGAAGUCCACACAUGGCCAUGAUGUGUGUCAGCUGGAAACUUCGCAGCUGUGCCGGGCAACUUGGAAGGUUUCUUCGGCCAAUUGGGAAUGAGGUUGCGCCAUGAACCCCUUUGGCUGAGUUUCGUGGCGGCUGUGGGAGAGCCGGAGCCGAGCAUGGAGACAUGGCCUGGAGGAUUUGAGGUCAGGCCUAUGGGUUUGGAGGACAUCGCUUCCGUUUUCCCAUUUACAGGAAGUGCUGAAACGUCAGACCACCUCUUGGAGGAGUUCAUGCAAGAGAUUCAGCCUUCCUUCAGGGGUAAGUUAAUCUCCAUCUUGGCAUCACGCUUUCCUGAGUCUGCCCAUCCAUGCGCAGAGGAUGUGAAGCAGCACUGCGUCAACCAUGAGAGCCCUUUGCACUGCUUGGGUCUGCACGCGCAACAUGUAUCCCCCGGCUGUAUGCAAGAAGUUCGCCACUCUGUGCCUUUCGGCUGCAGUGAAGAGAUUCACAGACACUGCAGCGGACACCGGGUAGGCGGCAUGCUGCGCUGCCUGGAAGAGGUCGGAGUCCACUUGGGCCUGCGUUGCGCUGAUGCGGUUAUUGCGGCCCGACAAGCCUUGGCCAGCAUUCAAGGAUCAGAGAAGCGGGCGGAAGAAGAGCACCAUCACCACAAUCACAAGCAUGAGCACCACCACAAGCAGGAUGAGCACAAUAGACACAAACACACCCACGCGAAGCAUCAUUCUGAUCAUCACAAGCAUUUGGACCAUCACCACCAUAGCAACGAACACCACAAUCAUCCAAAUCAUGACCAUCACAGUCCUGAGCAUCACAAGCAUCCGGAGCACCAGCAUCAUCAUGAGGCUCAUCACACACUUCACAAGGAUAAACAUCAGGGGCAACAUCACUCCAGCUCCUGCCCCCCAGGGUGGGACGGACCCAAGGCCGGUGGUUGCUGUACGAGACGUUGGUCAGCUAGGUGCAACCUCCCAUGUAGUGUUGAUGACUGCAAAGCGGCAAGUGGAUGGGAAUUCAGGUGGGCGGACUUCAGAACCCAUCCAUACAUUUGUUGCCCCAAGGUGAUUCGACAUCAGUAUUUGGGAGGUCAACAGAUCUGCCCGAGUGGUUGGGAAGUAGAAGAACAGGGCCAUGGACACUGUUGCAGGAAGUCGUGGUCAUGGGAUUGCGGCGAACACUGCGCCUUUGACCAAUGCAAGAAGAAUCUGGCACUGGAGUGGUACCCUGUGGAUGACAAGUCCGAACGCUACAAGUGUUGCCCUGAAAUGCCUGCAAUUCAUUUUGACUUGAAGGAGAAGACUGACUUGCCGAGUUUGGUCACAGCUGGUUCUUCUUUGGUGUCCAGGCCCAUCGAUUUGUCGUCAGUGACCUUCGCCCAAGCUUCCACUGCAGGCGUGAUAUUGGGAGCGCUUCUUAUUUGCAAGUUUGCUCUCAGUUGCUGGUGCUCCUUUAGCCGGCGGCAAUCGCAGAAAGACCAGUAAAACAUUGCUGACCUUGCAUUGCUGAGCAGGAAAAGCACAUGAAGAGCUUUGUCCAGAGCACUCCAUG
Durusdinium trenchii is the source of this 1614-nucleotide messenger RNA. Lineage: Eukaryota; Dinophyceae; Suessiales; Symbiodiniaceae. The record is from the annotation of a GenBank genome assembly.